AGUGACCGAGAGCACAGCCACAGCCACAGAGAGACCGAGAGCAGAGCCACAGAGUGACCGAGAGCACAGCCACAGCCACAGAGUGACCGAGAGCAGAGCCACAGCCACAGAGUGACCGAGAGCAGAGCCACAGCCACAGAGUGACCGAGAGCACAGCCACAGAGAGACCGAGAGCACAGCCACAGCCACAGAGUGACCGAGAGCAGAGCCACAGCCACAGAGUGACCGAGAGCAGAGCCACAGCCACAGAGAGACCGAGAGCAGAGCCACAGCCACAGAGUGACCGAGAGCACAGCCACAGAGUGACCGAGAGCACAGCCACAGAGUGACCGAGAGCAGAGCCACAGCCACAGAGAGACCGAGAGAGACCGAGAGACUGAGAGAGAGACUGAGAGUGAGACAGAGAGAGAGAGAGGAGAGAGAACGAGAGAGAGAGAGAGACAGAGAGAAAGAAGACACAGAGAGAAAAAUUUCUUCGCAGUGACUCCACCACAAGAUCCACUGCCAUUGGGACAGCGAUUCAGAGUCCGAGUCACUGACUGCAGGACAAUGGCCACAGCGAUUGGCAUCGACCUGGGCACCACCUACUCCUGUGUGGGUGUGUUUCAGCACGGCAAGGUGGAGAUCAUCGCCAACGACCAGGGCAACCGCACCACGCCCAGCUACGUGGCCUUCAACGACACCGAGAGGCUGAUCGGGGAGGCGGCCAAGAACCAGGUGGCCCUCAACCCCCCCAACACCGUCUUUGAUGCCAAGAGGCUGAUAGGGAGGAAGUUCGAUGACCCUGUGGUGCAGGCGGACAUGAAGCACUGGCCUUUCCAGGUGUUGAGCCAGGGGGGAAAACCCAUGGUGCAGGUUGAGUACAAGGGAGAGCCCAAGACUUUCAACCCUGAGGAGAUCUCCUCUAUGGUUCUAACCAAGAUGAAGGAGAUCGCUGAGGCUUAUCUGGGCUCCAAGGUCACCAACGCUGUCAUCACGGUGCCCGCUUACUUCAACGACUCCCAGCGCCAGGCCACCAAAGAUGCCGGAGUGAUAGCAGGGCUCAAUGUCCUCCGAAUAAUCAACGAGCCCACGGCAGCUGCCAUCGCAUACGGCUUGGACAAGAAGGGCCACGGGGAGAGGAACAUCCUGAUCUUCGACCUGGGUGGGGGCACCUUCGACGUGUCCGUCCUCACCAUUGAUGGUGGGAUCUUUGAAGUCAAAUCCACGGCCGGUGAUACCCACCUGGGGGGCGAGGACUUUGACAGCCGCAUGGUUGACCACUUCAUCCAGGAGUUCAAGAGAAAACACAAGAGGGACAUCAGCCAGAACAAGAGGGCGGUCAGGAGGCUGAGGACAGCCUGUGAGAGGGCAAAGAGGACUUUGUCUUCAAGCACCCAAGCCGGCAUUGAGAUCGACUCCCUCUUUGAAGGCAUCGACUUCUACACCUCCAUCACCAGGGCACGGUUUGAGGAGCUCAAUGGGGACCUGUUCAGAGGGACCCUGGAGCCAGUGGAGAAAGCAUUAACUGACGCGAAGCUGGACAAGUCUCAGAUCCAAGAUGUGGUCCUCGUCGGUGGCUCCACUCGCAUCCCGAAGAUCCAGAAGCUUCUGCAGGAUUUCUUCAACGGCCGAGAGCUGAACAAGGGCAUCAACCCAGAUGAGGCAGUGGCUUAUGGUGCGGCUGUGCAAGCCGCCAUCCUGAUGGGCGACAAGUCUCAGAACGUGCAGGACCUUCUCCUGCUGGACGUGACUCCUCUGUCCCUGGGGCUGGAGACGGCGGGAGGCGUGAUGACCGCCCUCAUCAAGAGGAACUCAACCAUCCCCACCAAACAGACCCAGUUCUUCACCACCUACUCCGACAACCAGCCCGGCGUCUUGGUGCAAGUGUAUGAGGGUGAGAGAGCCAUGACCAAGGACAACAACCUCCUGGGCAAGUUCGAGCUGAGUGGCAUCCCCCCGGCCCCCCGUGGGGUUCCGCAGAUCCAGGUCACCUUCGACAUCGAUGCCAAUGGUAUCCUGAAUGUCUCGGCUGCUGACAAGAGCACAGGCAAGGAGAACAAGAUCACCAUCACCAACGAGAAGGGUCGGCUGAGCAAGGAGGAGAUCGAGAGGAUGGUGCAAGAGGCCGAGAACUACAAGGUGGAUGACGAGUUGCAGCGGGAGAGGGUGGCGGCCAAGAACGGGCUGGAGUCGUUCGUCUACGCAGCCAAAAGUGCAAUGGAGGACAAGAGCACAGAGGGCAAGGUGGGCGAGGAGGAAAGGAGGCAGGCGCUGGACAAGUGCAGACAGGUCAUUGCCUGGCUGGAUGGAAACCAGACGGCGGAGAAGGAAGAGUUUGAGCACCAGCUGAAGGAGCUGGAGAGGGUGUGCAGUCCUGUCAUGGCCAGGCUGAGGCAGGGAGGGGCAGCGGGGAGCGAGCAAUCGGGCAAGAGCUGUCCAUCUACGGGCCCAACCGUGGAGGAAGUGCAUUGAACGUCGCCGAUGAACUUCCUGCCACUUUGGCACAUGCUCAGAUGAUAAUCUUUCCCACCUUCGGACACUUGGUUAUAUCUAUGUAUGUAUAUAUAUAUGUGUUUAAAUGAUAAGUUUGUAGACAGCCACACAUAUCUAUAUACAGCUUCAUGCCAGAUAUCUGUACACACUGCAGCAGGGCAGGUUUCUGUAAAUAUGGGAGGACUUUACUUGACGUUUUCGUGGAAUAUAAUAUUCCUUGCAUUUGAUACUCAAUCCAGCACUGUUUGUGGGAUGUUGCUGUGUAUAAUUGAUGCUGCAUUUCACCCAGAAAAUACAGUCACAGCCCUUUACAGUAUAUUCUGUGAAGCACUUUGACAUGACUCAACCAUGUGAUAAGGAGCUAUAUCAAAUGGAAGGAUUAUUAUUGCCACAAUUGGAGGCUUUGACGUCUCGAGGACAUUGCAAUUCACUUUACAGUGUGUUCUGUGAAGCGCUUUGGGACGUCCUCCCGACGUGAAAAGCGCUAUAUCAAAUGCAAGGAUUAUUAUUAUUAUUGCAAGGCGCUACACGGGAUUUCACUGUGAAGUUUAGUGACUGCUGUAAAAACUGUAUUACUUGGGCUUUCUCUAUCUACAUCACAUUUCAGAGCGUUACGGAAUUUGGCUAAUUCUUAAAAACACCUAAAACCUUAAUUUUGCAGCUGUACUUUCUGUGAAUUCUCGUUCCAGAAAACCCGUUGUCAAAUUGAGAUUGUUGUCAAGUUUGUCAAAGUCUGGAUAUUCUAUAAUGUUGUAAGAAGUCAAUUUAGAACUGAUUUGGGUUUUUAUUCUAUGUACUUAAAAAGCAAAAAAUUGCCGGUGUAAGGAAAGGAGAGAGGGACUACUUGGUAAUUCAUUCAAAGAGUUGGCAUAGGCUCGAUGGGCCGAAUCGACUCCUUCUGUGCUGUAAGAUUGUUUAAUUCUAUGUAUGUUUUGCUCCAAUGAUCUGUUGUGAAUGUAUGUCAAUGUGUCAGCAGCGGGAUUGUGAAUAUUAUUUUAUUAAACAGUUUAUACCAGA
Molecule: messenger RNA, 3492 nt
Organism: Callorhinchus milii (elephant shark)
Lineage: Eukaryota; Metazoa; Chordata; Chondrichthyes; Chimaeriformes; Callorhinchidae
Product: heat shock 70 kDa protein 1B-like
Exons: 1
Coding region: 550-2454 (634 amino acids)
Biological process (GO): protein refolding; cellular response to unfolded protein
Cellular component (GO): blood microparticle; vesicle; cytoplasm
Molecular function (GO): heat shock protein binding; ATP hydrolysis activity; ubiquitin protein ligase binding
Source: RefSeq, a predicted model, not a curated record